Saitoella complicata NRRL Y-17804 is the source of this 1413-nucleotide messenger RNA. RefSeq lists its product as uncharacterized. Bases 75 to 1244 code for a protein of 389 amino acids. The record is from RefSeq and is a predicted model, not a curated record. Gene Ontology annotation, cellular component: plasma membrane. Gene Ontology annotation, biological process: cellular response to pH. Lineage: Eukaryota; Fungi; Ascomycota; Saitoellomycetes; Saitoellales; Saitoellaceae. The transcript has a single exon.
GUACGAGCCGGUGCAAUACACCCCUCCCUCCAUCGCUGUUGAUCCGCUGUUGAUCCGCUGUUGCUUAUUGCUUGAUGCCACCAUUCAUCUUCACCCUCCCAACGACCGGCGCCCUCUCCUGGUCAACCCUCCUCCACUUCACUCCACCCUCAACCUCCCCUCACCUCACAACAACAACAACCCACCGCGCCCGCCUCCGUGACGUGCUCAAACGUCUCAAACGCGCUUCCCCCGCCGACAUCGACUCAGAUCUCUUCUCGGUAGUCAAUGUCAUCGAGGAGUAUUUGCCGUAUCUGUUUUGGCUUGCGCGGGGGUUGAAGGAGGGGUGGAUCAGUACGAGGGAGGGGGGAGGUGGGGCGGAUGAGGUUAAGUUGGAUUGGAGGUGUACGUUGCUCGACACGAAGGUUCCGGGCAAGAGUCAGCCGCGGAUCGAAAACCUCCCUGGGAUCGAUUAUGAGAUCUUAUUCGUGUUUCUGACAUACGCCUACGCGCUCUCGAAUUACGCCUCAUCACUCCUUGGUCGGCCAUCAUCACCAUCAGCUUCAUCACCAGCAUCGGCGGCGGAUAGGAGAUGGAAUCAAGCGGCGGAGAAUUACGCACGCGCAGCCGGGGUCUUCACAUACCUCAGCAAUACCACCCUCCCCUCCCUCCUCCCCUUCUCCACGAGCCUCCCCGAGACAUCCCCGCAUACCCUAACCGUCCUUCACCUCACCACCCUCGCCUCCGCACAGCACUGCGCCCUCCUCCGCGCCGUAUCAACAGGAAAGACGAAUCCAGGCGUCUUGGCCCGGUUAGCAGCGAGUUCAUACGAACACCUCUCAGCAGCCUCAGGCGCACUAUCCUCGACCCCCUCCCACCUCGACACAGACUUAAAGAAACACAUCCUCACAGCACAGAAACAGGCAAAAGCCCGCGUCUUACUCUAUAUGGGGCACGAAGCAGAGAAACGGGGAGAAAUGGGAGAAGCUGUUGCCGCCUCUCACGCUGCUGUCGCUCUCUCCGCCGGUGAUGCGCCAUUACAGAAGGAAUGUGAGGAAGCGUGGAGAGCGUGGAAGAAGAUUAAUGAUGGGGUUACGUUUUUGGCCGUGCCGGGUGUGGGGGAGAUCGUGGGGCGGAUGCCGAGUGGACGGGAAAUUGUUAGCGUUAAGGAGUUUGUGGAGCCGGCGUUGAAGGAAGAGGAUGGUGAGGCUGAUGUUGAUGGUGCAAAAGGGGAGGAAUAUGCGGGGAAGGGACAGUAUUACUAGAAUCUUGUUGCCGUGGGAAGCAUUCCGGACAAUCUGGAUAUGACACCGGAGGGAUGUAGUUUUGAAAUCAUCCACUGUGUUACAUCUGCUGAGAUAACCUUAGGCCUGUUUCUGCAUUUGCUCAACUCUUAGUUCUUGCGUCAUCAUCAGAAAUUGUCAUCCAGUCGAC